CCGUUGGAUCUUGUGUAGGCCAGGUGUUGCAAUCCUAAGUGGAAUUGGAAAGGAAUUAGAGAGGCAAGAAUUGGCGACGAGCCAAAUCCCUGAAGGUCCCUAGCCCCCUUGCCCAUUGCCCGUUGCCCGUUGCCCGUUGCCCGUUGCCCGUUGCUUCUCCGUCUUCGUUCCCUGUGGCCGGCGACCAGCGACCAAGGGCGUGCAUCAACGGAGAUCUGCUCGCUUCCUUUUCUCCAUUUCUCUUUCCAUCGGUGGCGGAAAAAGUUGCAGCGGCGGAAAGCGUUAUUGCAGUGGCAGGUUAUUGUUACUUCAUUUCAGGGCAUUUGGGGUAGUUGCUGAUUACAGAAGGCCCUCACUUGCACACAGCUACGUGAUUUAGCUCAGCUCGGAGAAACGGAAGAGAGAUGUUGUAUAUAAUAGGUCUGGGUCUGGGAGACGAGAGAGAUAUCACCCUUAGAGGUCUGGAGGCUGUGAGAAAAUGUGAUAAAGUGUACAUGGAAGCCUACACUUCUCUCCUGUCGUUUGGUCUCUCUUCUGAUGGCCUUUCGACUUUGGAAGAGUUAUAUGGGAGGCCCAUCAUACUUGCAGACAGAGAAAAGGUUGAAGAACAGGCUGAUGAUCUGUUGGCGGAGUCUGGGGGUUCUAAUGUGGCCUUCCUGGUUGUCGGGGAUCCUUUUGGAGCUACAACACAUUCUGAUCUGGUUGUCCGAGCCAAGAAGUUGGGUGUGGAAAUCAAGGUCAUACACAAUGCAUCAGUAAUGAAUGCUAUUGGAGUUUGUGGUUUGCAACUCUACCGAUAUGGAGAAACUGUCUCCAUACCAUUCUUCACUGAGACGUGGAGGCCUGACAGUUUCUAUGAGAAGAUUCAGAGAAACCGUGUACUUGGAUUACAUACACUUUGCUUGUUAGAUAUACGUGUGAAAGAACCAUCACUGGAAUCUUUGUGCAGAGGAAAAAAGCAAUAUGAGGAGCCAAGAUACAUGACAAUUAACAUUGCCAUUGAACAACUGUUGGAGGUUGAAAAAAUGCGUGGAGAAUCUGCAUACAACGAAGACACAACUUGUGUUGGUUUUGCCCGCCUUGGCAGCGAAGAUCAGAUGGUAGUUGCAGGUCCAAUGAGAGAAAUACUCAUGGUUGAUUUUGGAGCACCUUUGCAUUGCCUUGCUAUAGUAGGCAAAACUCAUCCUGUGGAAGAGGAAAUGCUGGAAUUUUAUGCUCUCAAAAGGGAAGACCAACUGAAAGACAAAGGCACUGCUUAAUCCUAGCUUUAGAUGGGGCUUGUAGAAAAAAUAUCCCUCCAGUGACAGGAUGCAUGCUCAUGGACUCAACUUAGAUAUGAAGUUCGUGCUUGUGUUAAUAACAAGAAGGCAGUGACUUAAAGCUGAAGAUUAUAAGCAUAUGUUUUCAAAAUCAGCCAUGGCGAAGAUUCUGCAUGGGAAGACAAAUCAUGGACAACUGGAUAAAUGGAAAUUUAGAUUAUUUCAGCAUUUGGCCGGGAGGCAGUUUGUAGUUCUAUCAAUUUUUUUUGCAUGGUCAGUAGGACACCUUCAUCCCUGUGCUAGGUACUUCUGCUUCUCAUUUCUUAUUUACGUUUCUCACAGAUUUGUGCAAUGCCAGUUUAGGUUUUUGGGUUUUUCUGCCUUAUCUUCCCUUCCCUGUAUCCUUUCUCUUGGAAGAAAGGUUUUGUUAGAUUUAGUCUUUUGUAGCAAAUUAAGUAAUGAUUGUUAUUGUGUUACUAUAGUUAUGCAUUAGUAUUGUGAAGAAAA
Macadamia integrifolia is the source of this 1766-nucleotide messenger RNA. Its product is annotated as probable diphthine methyl ester synthase. Lineage: Eukaryota; Viridiplantae; Streptophyta; Magnoliopsida; Proteales; Proteaceae. Bases 405 to 1259 code for a protein of 284 amino acids. The transcript has 10 exons. Gene Ontology annotation, biological process: protein histidyl modification to diphthamide. The record is from RefSeq and is a predicted model, not a curated record. Gene Ontology annotation, molecular function: diphthine synthase activity.